Molecule: messenger RNA, 6263 nt
Organism: Hylaeus volcanicus
Lineage: Eukaryota; Metazoa; Arthropoda; Insecta; Hymenoptera; Colletidae
Product: serine/threonine-protein kinase PLK1-like
Exons: 8
Coding region: 830-3424 (864 amino acids)
Biological process (GO): regulation of cytokinesis; protein phosphorylation; mitotic cell cycle
Cellular component (GO): spindle pole; centrosome; nucleus
Molecular function (GO): protein serine/threonine kinase activity; ATP binding; protein binding
Source: RefSeq, a predicted model, not a curated record
CAUGGGAUCCCAGCAAGGAACAAAAUAUAAUGUCCUUUUCCUCGAUGAUUCCUGACUUGGACGCCUGCGGUUCAUUAUCCAUUUUUUUUAAAUUUUCUCUAAUAUUACACUCACGAACACUAACACUCUUGUACUCAAUUUGUCCGUUAAAAACGCGGGGAAAUUGCACAGGUCCCUUAAAUGCACCUCCUCUGACGGUUCUGAUACACGUAUGGUAGCAGACGACAUGUAGCUGUGACGUCAGCUUACGCAUGCGCAGAAAGGAAUUCCUCGAAGGAAAAGUCCCACGACUGUUCAUCACCGCUGCCAGUAGCGAUUCGACCUGCGCAGCGUUUGGGGUUUGAGUGUGGGCGGUGGUCCAUCCGUGAUAAGGAGAGCGCAUGCGUUUCGCUCCAGCGACAGUGUCGCGCGCUUGCACGCGUUUCCGUACGCUUUUUCGCGAUCUGGUCGAAUUCUAAGAGAGCCUCGGUUGCCGAGUGAAACGGCAAGUCCGGUCGCAGUGCGUUUUUUUUUGUCGCGAACACGCCGUUAUCGAGCGAUAUCCGGAGUGUACGCGUGUGUCGUGGUCGUGGAUGUCGAGGAGCAGGCGUCGUCCGCAUUGAAUGCCGAAAUCGAACGGAACAUGUCAUCCCGCGGAACGACGGAUCGCGGAAUCUUAGCGUGUAAACCAUUCUCCGCUGGUGGAGAAACGAGAAGCAAAGAAGGAAGGGAACGAGACGAGAAUCGACGUUACCUUUUAGGGUGCGCUAAAUAAUCGAUUUGUGGGAAGAAGGAAGAGUAGUAGUAAUAAGUAUCUUUCCGUGAAGAAAAAAUCUCGUCGCGCGAUCAAAUGAAGCUAGAACUAGAGAUGAUAGCUUCGAACGUGGUCGAGGCGCGAGUCGGGAGUUCCUCGCCACCGAGAGAGUACGAAACGAGCGGCAAGAGUUUCCUCCUGGAGCCGAUGGCCGGCGACUCGCAUACCGAAACAGCCUGCCGUUUCUUCGAGACGGGGGUCGUUGCUCGAUGCACCGAGGAACCCAACGAGACCACCAAAACCACUCCCGAGACCGACUGCACGAAAAAGACGAUCGAAUCAGCUGGUAGCGGCAGGCGCGUCAACAAUUGCCCGAGGCACAGCUUCUCCAAGAGUUCCGCCUCUCUGCAGAGUCUGAUCUGCAGGCGAAGUCGAAAACCCGGUGCGUCCUCGUUGCCCUUGGAAGUGGAUCUCUCCUCGUACUCGUCGCAUCGCGGCUGUCUCGUCGACGUGCCCAAGGAGAACGGUGCGGUCGCUUUCCGCGACGACGAAGAGACCUGCACCACCACACGCACCUCCACGCUCGUCUACCCGUCUUGCGGGAACGCGCAAACUUCCCCCAGAGGAUGCGCCAACGUUCAAGAUCCAUCCUCCGUGACGAACCUCGCGAACGUUGCCACCGCCACCACCACCAGCACCGCGAGUAACGUUACUUCUUCGCCGAUCGGAAGUCACUCCGGUAACACCGCGUCCUCCCUGAUAAGGACGACCAGCGUGAUCACCGCACGACCAUCCACGUCCUCUUGCAACCAUUCCACGGACCAAGAGUCGGAUUACGUCGUCGAUCCGGUUCAGGGAAACGCUUAUCACAAAGGCCAAUUCCUCGGCAAGGGUGGGUUCGCGAGGGUUUACCUGAUGACCGAUGUUAGCAAUGGAAACCAAUACGCUUGCAAAAUGAUUCCGAAAAAUCGAAUGCAAAAAAUCCAUAUGCAGAAGAUCGCACGUGAGAUAAUGAUCCAGAAAGAGCUGAAUCACGUGAACGUUGUCAAGAUGCAUCACUAUUUCGAGGAUAACCUUAACGUAUACAUGCUUCUGGAAGCCUGUCCUCGAAAGAGUUUGAUGCACGUGCUGAGGUACCGUGGCAAAGUCACGGAGCCGGAAGCCCGCUAUUACAUGAAUCAAAUGGUAACAGGAGUCGCGUAUAUUCACUCCCAGAAAGUCGUUCAUCGAGAUUUGAAGCCAGGGAACAUGCUCCUGUCAGAUCGCAUGAUCGUCAAGAUCGGCGACUUUGGACUGGCGACAAGGCUUGGCGAUCAGCGGAGACGAGUGACAAUAUGCGGAACACCGAAUUACAUCGCACCGGAAGUGUUGUAUAAGCAAGCGUACAGUUACGAAGCGGAUGUUUGGGCGCUGGGAUGCAUACUUUAUGCCUUGCUGGUAGGGCAUCCGCCUUUCGAUACCGCGACAUUGGCGGAAACUUAUACUAGGAUAUGUAACAAUCAUUAUCGAGAAGUCGACGACACGAUGGCAAGUCCGAGUGGACAGGAUCUCGUGAGAUGGCUCUUGCAACCGAAUCCUGAGCUCAGGCCGUCUUUGGAAAGGGUGAAGGAACACGCUUAUCUCACCAAGGAAUACGUACCAGUUUCUUUACCUCAUACCUGUUGCUACGAAAUGCCACACGCUUCGAUAAUUGAUCCCAUGUCGUUGCCUUCAAUCACCUCCACCGCAUCUAGAAAUCAGAAAUUCAAUAAAAAUCAGGCUUGGCCAAACAUACUAGCGCAAGAAAUAUCGCAUCGGUACCAGCAACAAACCAUCCACAUACAACAAUCUCAGCAGCCGCAGCAGCAGCAUACCAACCGAUCUCAGAAAAGUUUGCGAAAAGCUAUGAAAGUGAUCAGCUGGCUAGCUAAAAGGUUUCCAAAAGUUCCGAAAUUCAGACAACGAUUGAGUAGCGUUCUCUGUCCUGAUCACAAAAAGAUGGGAUACGUUGCGCAGAGCGUGUUGAUGCACCGAGCACUGGAAACGUGCAUCAACGAGAUGAAACAUAAAAACAUGUUGCAAAAUCCGCCAACCGCGGAGGACGUUGUGCCUCUUUUUAUCACCAAGUGGAUCGAUUACUCUAACAAAUACGGCCUAAGUUUUCAACUGUCUGAUAAAUCUGUUGGCGUUCUCUUCAACGACAAUACGAAAAUUAGUUACACACACGAUAGGAGAAGAGUGGAGUAUAUGACCACCGAGGACGAAGUAACGAGGUACCAUAAAGAAGAAGAUGUUCCAGCUACUCUGCAGAAAAAGCUCGAGUUGCUUCAACAUUUCACGCAAUAUAUGGAUAACUACAUGACCGAAGGUGGUGAAAUUAAGGAACACCGAAUGGUUUCGAAGCAACCGAAAAAUGUUUGCAUACCACGAAUGAGAAGAUGGCUGAGAACGGACAAAACCAUCGUAAUGGAACUGACGGUACCUCUCUUACAAGUGAACUUCUUCGACGAUCACACGAAACUAGUUGUUUCCCAGGAAUCACCUAGCAGAGGAUACUUGAUAACGUACAUCGACACUAGUAGGCAUACCUCUUCUUACUGGUUAAACGAUUUACGAGAUUUUGGUUGUACGACUGACCUCUACCAACGUUUGUAUUACGUAUGCAAGGUAUGUAGAGAAUUUGCAGAAAUGCACAAUAACACGAUUGCUUGACCAUCGAUGACACACCACAAGGUACGCUGCUUGGCGAAAGGUUGAGGUUUGUUCGAUGUAAAAAUGUGUCUUUUGUUAGCUGCAUUCGUACAACAUAACCUAUUUCUUUACUUGAUCAAAAAGUAUCUAUACAAUUUGUUGAACUUGAUAAUAUAAAAAAAAGCUAUUUUCUUUCAAUCUAAAUUUUUAAAUGAUUACCACUUUGAUGUAUAAACUUUGUUAUAUCGUAACGUAUAAAAGUACAGGAUUUAUCAUAUUUAUAUUAACGUAAUUGUUAAAAAUUUACCACAUUAUCUUAUUAUGUGCAUUUUGACGUUUUAGAGAUGCAUAGGUGAAACUUUGAAUUAUACAGGUAUAUUAACUUAAUUUUUACGAUAAUACGUAUAUAAAUAUUAUUAUCGAAUUAUUACAAAAACAUUCAUUGCCUGGAAAUAUUAGAUCUCCCGUAUUCGAGGUUUUGCAUUAGGCAAAAAAGAUAUUUAUAUGUAUAAUAAUUAUUUUGCAACAAUUCCGUUUCUACCUUAAAGAGAUCGUAAGUUAUUAAAAGCAUUUAGCAAAUACUACGGAAAUGUAUAUAUUAUAUAAUAUGCACUUAAUAACGUAUUUUACUAUGUAGUAUUAAUAAAAAGAUGUCUAAAGAUAAUAAGUACCGUAGGAUACCGCACGUAAAAUAAAGCACCGAGAUUCGAACCCACGUCUUAUUUUUCGUGCACUCCUACAGUACUAAUUUUGCAUCGCAGUAAAUAUUUUUAUAUAAUAAAAUGAAAGAAAUAAAAUAGUAUCGAAUUGUAUCGUACAUGUGUCAUAUAUGUAUAUUGAAUCGAAAACGUUGUCACUUAUCAGUAAUUACGCUUUGCUCAUUCAAUAUAUAGAUAUGACCAAAUUUGGAAUGUUCUGGGUGCAGCCGAAUAAAAGACAUCGUCGAAUAAACUGAUGGAAAUGUCAAGUACGCCAUAUUCAGAUCUUCUGAUCAAUUAUUUCUUUUACAAAGUAUAACGAACUUGUGAUACAUUACGUUUUAUAUGUUAUUAAAGAAAAUCGAUAAGUAGGUAAUCAUCGCCGAUAGUAAUUUUACGAUUAAGAGCCACUGUUUUACAUCGUUUCUGUUUCUGAAAUGUUUUAUAAACAGUCUAGUGAAAAAAGGCAAGAGAAAAGGCAGUAUGCUUUUGAAAUAUUUUUAUUGUUAUUAUAAAGGAUAUUUAAUUUCACAUAGAUGACACGUUAUCGUGAUAAUAUGCUUACCUUUGUAAAAAGUUAGAUCAGGGCUGUCCAACUUUACGCCCAGGAACAAUAUUGUUAUUAUAUAAUAAGGUAUUACAUUAGGCAUGAUUAAGACUAAGCAAAACAAAACAUACAAAAGCGGAAGCAAUGACAAAUUACGUUAAUAUUCAAUUACAGUAGUAAAGUAAAGUACUUAGUAAGACGAAAAAGUACUCGAAUAACAUAAAAAAAAAGGUGAACGUAUGCUUCGAAAAGAAACUUUCACCAAGGAAAACAAACUUACAAGACUUACUAGAGAAAACAUUUAAAAACAAAAUGCCAAGCAUCCGUAAUCUAAGUGCCUGUAUGGAACAAGAAUCUUCCUGUAUCGUAAAUCUAGAUUUUCGAUGUUUUACGAAAGUCUUAUUUCUUGAGAGCUAAUCGUUGAAAAGAGAAAAAUACUUAUGAAAUAGCAAAGAAAACUGAGGGUACCAAUUGGACGGCCUUGUCGUAAAUUAUACCAAAUUACAUCUAUCGUUUGAUAUAUGUACGUACGUACACGACAGUGGAAACGUAACGUUAAGUGGACCAAUUGAAUUGGCUUACAAGCGACAUAACGCACACUAAUUGUUUUCCCCGUAAUGAUCGUGGCGCGUAAUCGUUUAAAUUAAUCCAUUCACUCUUCCAUGACAGACAAUUUUUAUUUUCUCGAGUGUACACUCGAUUUAGGCAUCUCGUAUACCUAAGAAUUCUUCCAUGUAGUAUUUAAAAAUAUCGUAAUUUAUACUUUCUACGCUGAUCUGUACUUCGAUGAAGGCUACGGCCGAAUAAGGGUGUCGAAAGUAUUCCCGAACCGAAACAAAGAAUUUGAGGAAAGCUUCAAAUCUGUAUUCGAAAAUGACCCGAUUGAACGACUCGUCGCCACAGUGGUUCAAGUCGCCAAAACCCUGGCCAAAACGUUUCACUGUUCCAAUAGAUCUCUACUGAUCUCUAUUUUUGAGAAAAAUGAGUCGAUAGAUUGCACUCUCGUAUGGAAGAAACACGAAAUACGGUAUAUCUCACUAGCUGGCAAUACGUAAUAGUGUACGCGAUGUAUAUAUGUAGAUAGAUAUCUCGUUCAUGCCGUUUUCAUGUUUUUUGAUACGGUUCGAUACAUAAUUGUUCGAAGGUGACGCUAGUUUUACGCCUCUGCGGUGAAAUACUAGGAAUUAGGAAAGCGCGGAUUAGGUAUUAAGUCUCGCCAAGUUUAUUUAUUUUUGUAUCAUUUCGGAGCCACAUGUCACGUUCUCAUCUAAACGUGGUCAAUACACUCAUUUUUACUAAAUGAAUUAUAUUUCAUUUAACUUGGAAAUCGUUAUAAUACAGACUUAUAUUUAAAACUGCUUUUGAACGUUUUCGUUUCUGCAUUUUCUAUUUAAUGACCGUAUAUCAUGCCGAAGUUUUCGUCCGAUCCAGUGAUGACUCCGAAUCACAGUGUACUUAUAGUAAACGACGAGUGAUCCCGAUGAGUUGGAGUCAUAGUCGUGAGUUGCAUUCAUAAUCCAUAAUAACAAAGAAGGACUUUGAACUUCGCUUCGAAAUUUUGAAGGUACAUAAUUUUAUAAUAAUACAAUUAAAAUUUUUGUUUUAAAUUUUUACA